UGCAUCCAUACCCCUUUUCAACGCUCCUAUCUUUGGCCCUCUCCCUGAAACCCUAGCUCCGUUUCCCAUCUGUCCCCCACAAAUCCUUUCACGAAUCAUCGCCCUUUUCGUUCUCCCUCCCUCAAAUCUACGCUAUCUCCUCCGAUCUGGAUUCUCUUUUCUGCGUCUAAUUUUUUUUUGCAAGUUUAGUGGUGGAACUCGAAGAUUCUGUCUGUUGUUUGAUCUGUUUCAGAUAUACGUUCUAUUGUUGGUGUCUAUCAGUUUUGUCUAUGGCUUCCUUGGACAUGUCCUUGGAUGAUAUGAUAAAGAACAGAAGAAGUACUGGUAGAGGCGACCGAGGACGAGGACAGCCUCGUAGGGGAAGAGGGAGAGCAGGAUUAUCCCGAGGUGGGAGACUAUUUGGCGCCCCUCAUAGAAAUACACUGGGAGUUAAUCCUCGGCCUUCGCCGUACACUAUUGCCAAGUCCAUUCGCAGAACCAAGAGUUUACCAUGGCAUAAUGGUCUGUUUGAAGAAAGUCUUAAAGCAGCUGGAUUGUCAGGAGUGUUGGAAACUGGUACAAAGUUGUAUAUCUCCAACUUGGAUGUUGGGGUGUCCAAUGAAGAUAUAAGGGAGCUCUUUUCUGAGAUUGGUGAGUUGAUUCGGUUUGCAAUCCACUAUGACAAGCAUGGGCGGCCCAGUGGUUCAGCAGAAGUGAUAUUUGCAAGGAGAAGUGAUGCAUUCCAGGCAUUCAAACGAUAUAACAAUGUUCAAUUGGAUGGAAGACCUAUGAAAAUCGAGGUAAUUGGGGCAAAUCCAGAGGUCCCUGUCACGGCUCGUGUUAAUGUGGUUGGAGGAACAAAUGGGAGAAAGAGAACAGUUGUCAUGGGGUCUGGACCUGUCCGUACCAGAGGUGGCUUCACAUCAGCUAAUCGCGGCAUGGGGGCAAGGGGUCGUGGCAUGGUGCGAGGGCGAGGUGGCCGGGGUGGAGGCCGAGGCAACUUUGGUGGGCGUGGGGGAGGACGAGGUGGAGGAGCAGGUGGUGGUGUUUGGAAGAAGAAAAGUGAAAAAUCAGCUGCAGAACUGGACAAGGAGCUGGAGAGCUAUCACGCCGACGCCAUGCAGACAUGAAUAUCAAUCAAUCAAUCAUAGGUGUGAGGGGGGAUGGAUGGUGUUGUUGGUACUCUGCUAGAGUGAGUGAGUUAGAACGAAGAACGAGUGGUUUGUUGGUUUGGUUUGGUUGAAGCGUACAUAACAAGAGACAUAAUUCAGCUUAUUAGUAUUGUUAUUACUAUGUAUGGACGGUGGUGGUAGUGCUUGGGUUGGGAUGCUUUUUUACUAUUAUUACUAUCGGUAGUAGUAGUAGUAAUCCUUUUCAA
Andrographis paniculata is the source of this 1357-nucleotide messenger RNA. RefSeq names its product THO complex subunit 4D-like. NCBI's taxonomy places the organism in Eukaryota, Viridiplantae, Streptophyta, Magnoliopsida, Lamiales, Acanthaceae. Gene Ontology annotation, biological process: mRNA export from nucleus. The coding region runs from base 270 to 1109 and encodes 279 amino acids. The transcript has 7 exons. The record is from RefSeq and is a predicted model, not a curated record. Gene Ontology annotation, cellular component: nucleus. Gene Ontology annotation, molecular function: mRNA binding.